Messenger RNA from Blastomyces dermatitidis ER-3, 4610 nucleotides. Its product is annotated as lipase/serine esterase. The record is from RefSeq and is a predicted model, not a curated record. Lineage: Eukaryota; Fungi; Ascomycota; Eurotiomycetes; Onygenales; Ajellomycetaceae. The transcript is spliced from 2 exons. The coding region runs from base 327 to 3842 and encodes 1171 amino acids. Gene Ontology annotation, molecular function: monoacylglycerol lipase activity.
CGUCGUUUCUUCCUCUUCCGCAGUCUCACCUCCUUCAUUCUUCUUCAUCCUCACUCACUCUGACGCUGGAGAAAAGACGUCGCAUGAGCUGCACAAUCCUACUCUCGUUGUUUUUAACCCCCUUACAAGUUACGCCCCUGUCCCUGCUAGACGAUGUUCCCGGUGGUUGCCCUCGUUCCACCUAGAACAAUAAUAACUUUGGACCGUCCAGCUAGUAGUAGUGCUCUAUCCCUGCCAACCUCCGACUCUAAAGCAUGUGCCGACAACUCUAAACCUGCUUUGGCAACGUCAUCUCCGCAGUUUAUGAGGUUGUCGCAACGUUCUCCAUGCUUAUUACUCCGCGAGUUUACCGGCUCGCCCAGACCCCGAAUAACGGCUCGCGAUCGCCUUCUUCCUACCACCCAACCUUCCAUGCGCUGACCGGCUGGGACGUUGAGCCAGCGGAUUACAAACGAGCUGCGGAUAUGUUGUUGAUGCACCAGGUUGGCAGUGUUCGUGUGGGGGAGGUGGUCCGGUUUACGCUCACAUACACCCCUUCCGCAGAUCGCAUCCUCCCCACACCCGCGGAACUCUUCGUCAAAGUUAGAAAUACCUCUGCAAUACCUCUACGCGCCGCAUAUUUGCACGGCCCUUACACUCUAUAUACCUCGUGCUACCCUUCGUCCUUCGAUCCAAACCGGAAAUAUGAGGACCAUGAAACCCGCGGCCUUCCGCAAUUCGAACCAAACUUGAAGGCGGGAGGGGCAUUCGACGCGGUGAUUCCGGUGCCGGAGAGCGCCUCGCCGUCACCUCUUGCAGCAGAUGGGCAGAGUGUGACUUGGAUAAUCGAAAUCGCAUCGCAGGUGAUAUUUUCGACCUCAGCGGCUGUAAACUUUGAAGUCCUCGUUGGGAGAGACUUGAAGUCUUUGGAACUCGGAAUGGGGAGCUCGGCGAGCUUGCCCGCUCCUGGUCAUGUCCGCGAUCUGGCCAGACGUGGCUCAGAGAGCAAACAUCAGAAUCCCUCAGGCCAAAUGAAGGGGGUAUACUCCACUGCAGUCAACCUCGUUGUUGAAGACACAGCAAGCCUUUGGAGUACGCCGCGAUUCCCGUCCUGGAGUGAGAAGGAAGACCUUCGAAAACUGGAAAUGGAACAGACGGAGAUUGCUACGGAGCCCCAGAAAGAUUCCGAAGCCAGUUCAACCGCGGACGAGGGAAAUCGAAAGAAACGGAGGAAAGUACAUUUCGUCGUCCUGACGCAUGGGCUCCAUAGUAAUCUAGGGGCCGACAUGUUAUAUCUUAAAGAGAGUAUAGAUGCUGCCGCAAGGAAGGCCCGGGAAGAUGCGCGGAAAGAGCGAAAUAAGCACAAGAAUCUGCAAUCCCCCAACCUAGCUGUACCUGGAGAGGGGACCUCUGAUAUGCCUCCGAUAGAUAGAACGCGAGAAGCCUCAGAAGAUGAUGACGACGAUGACGAGCAUGUCAUUGUUCGAGGAUUUCCAGGAAAUGCCGUCCGCACCGAAAGAGGCAUCCAGUAUCUUGGUAAACGGCUCGCGAAAUAUGUGCUACUUAUGACUUACCCAGACCAGCCAUAUCUUCCCAUCAAAGAAUCCCGCCGCAAAUUCCGAGCAUUUACUGGCAACAAAGAUGUAGCCGGUCCCCUUGACCAUGCUUCCCAUUCUGGGAGUACAGUGUACCGCCCGGAGCCGAAGAAAAAGGAUUAUGCCUACCAGAUCACGAGUAUCAGUUUUAUAAGCCACUCACUUGGUGGCCUCGUCCAGACGUAUGCAAUUGCCUAUAUUCAAAAACAUUCCCCUGAAUUUUUUGACCGGAUCAAGCCUGUAAAUUUCGUUGCUCUUGCGUCUCCAUUUCUCGGACUCAGCAAUGAAAACCCGAUCUAUGUUCGUUUCGCUUUGGAUUUUGGACUCGUCGGUCGCACCGGCCAAGACCUCGGUCUGUCAUGGACUGCCCCCUCCAAAAUGCGAAGUGGAUGGGGCGCGAUGAUAGGAGGAUUGGGAAAUGAUUCUCCCAAGUCUAGCCAUCAACCGGAUCCCAAGUCAAAGCCACUGCUGAGGAUUCUUCCCAGCGGCCCUGCUCACCAGGUGCUCAAGAAAUUUCGGAAUCGUACCGUGUACUCCAACGUUGUAAAUGAUGGAAUUGUUCCACUUCGAACCUCUUGUCUCCUUUUCCUUGAUUGGAGGGGCCUAGAUCGGGUUGAGAAAGCCCGGCGGGAAAAUGGUCUGGUCGGAACUAUGGCGGAAUGGGGAUGGGCUGAGAUUACAGGGGCUAAUGUUAACACAAAUUCAAUUCGAGCAACCAAACGCCCUACAGGUUCCAUGCCUACAAAUUCUAUCAAUGGGGACAGCGAAGACGACAAGGUUAAAAAUGGAAAGUUGGUCAGCUCACCUAAGAAAGGAGAGAGCGAAGUUCCCAAAUCACAGGGAGAUAGCCCAAGAACCCUAAAUGGAAGUCUCGAAACUACCCCAGAACUUCCCAAGCCGUCUCAGUUCUUAACUGGAGCGAGCAACACAGAACUAUCGCAUGGUACGAAUCUAGUCAAGCCGGCUCCACCUUCCUCACCGAAUCCAUUCUCCAGUUUCCUUUCCCUGUUUAAAGCACAGGGGAAAAGCAGCCAUCAGAGCAAAGGAGCAAAAAUCUAUAAACGGAUCCAGACUGUCCGGAAUGAUGAAACAGCUGAAACCCCAUGGACAGACGGUCCAUCCGACUCACCACGUACUAGGCUCGCUAGGGGAGAUUCCUUUUACCAGGAUGAAGGCCACCACGCUCCGCCGAAAACAACAAUUCUAGAAGCGGCUGGGGAUGUCCUUAAACCUCCUCUGCCAUCAACAGAGUAUAUUCUGAACCCUGCAACCCGCGCAAGGACUAUCUUCCAUGAUCGCGUAUACCAUCCAUCCGAUAUACCCCCGCCCCCUCCAAUAAGAAGCCGCAGCUUUUUCCCAACUUCCAGCACCAGCAACCUUCCCUCACCCACCAGCCCGACGAAAGGUGUACAUGACCCACCCAGUAGCCAACCAAUCCAUACCUCCUCCGAUUCAGUUCUUGGUACGACGAGCGGCAUGAAAGUCGAGGAGAAAAUCGCCCGCGCCUAUCAUCGAGACUUAUCCUGGCGCAAAGUGCUUGUCCGCCUCGAACCUGACGCACACAAUAAUAUAAUAGUCCGUCGUAUGUUUGCAAACGCCUAUGGCUGGCCCGUCGUCAAACAUCUCGUCGACACACACUUUGCAAACACCAUCACCGCAAGGACGGCGGACGAGCUCGAAAGCGGUGCCGAGCGCGCUGUGCUAACAAGCCGCACCCCCUCGGAGUCUGGUAAGGAAGUUCUUGGCCAAGUUGAUCCACCAGGUCACCCAUCAACACCAACUAUCGAGAAAGCACAACACGAGAGCCAGCAACUAUCCGAAUCAUCAGAGGCAAAGGACGAACUACACCCCAUCUCCUCCCAAAUUAACCCACCGCGCAUAGUGCCAUAUACCAACACGAACGACGCCACUACAAAUAAUACCAGCGACGCCCACCGACCCGUCAGCUCCGUCAGCCGCAUAUCAUCCUCCCAAUCAAAGACCUCCCAUCCAGACUCCUCUCGGUGGACGGAUCGGUAUUUCGACGACGAGGACGGCGAGGGAUAUGACUCUCAGGACGAAGCGCAUUUUACGGGUAGCGGGAUUCGUGUAGUUGCUAAUGAACAGGUAGCUGCUGAUAAUGACGAUGUUAUUGCGGGUAAUGGGUUGACCGGGUCUCCGACCACGACGACAGUGACGACGAAGGAUGAUGCCGAGGCGAAGGGGACGAGUAAGGCGGAGAUCACGGCGUUUUUAGCUACUGGGUCGUCCGGUGGUGUUGGCAAUUAAUGGUUUAGAAUUAGAGUUGAAAAUACAGUUACUGUGGAAUCAUGCAUUUAACGUCCGGUAGGUUUUUUGGGGGUUUUUGGGCUUAUUUUUUUGGGGGCGUUCUGGGGUUUAUUUGCUGUUUGUGGGUUCCUCGAUACCCCAGCUUUUGCUCUUUUCAUAAACGUACAUGUACAUUUUCUCCCUUACAUACUCCGUCAUUGUGUUGUGAGGACAGAAACAGAACUUACUUAACUGUGCAGAGAUGUGCUAGUUACAUUGUUUCUAGCAUCUGUGUAUAACCUAAUAUUAGCUGGUCCUCUCCAGUUUCCUUUCCAUUUUUCCUAGAAUCAUUUACUUUUCUUGCUCCACUUGCUUUCUCUUCUUCCAAGAUUAUGUAUUGGGUUUGUCAUUUAUUAUUUAAUAAGUUGGUUCCUUGUGAUUAUGCAGUACAUAUACAGUACAUACUUGCACAUACACUGGGCACUAUCUAUCUUCAUGUUGAUGUAUUUAAUGUAAAACACGCAUAUUCAACCACCCACUCCAAAUCCACAUCAAAAAAAAAAAAAAAAAAAAGCUACUCCCACUCAACAUCCUUUGGAUAACUCGCCCCCAACACCGGAACCCCGCAACUAUACCUCUUCGUCCGAUCCCUCGAAAUAUUCCUAUUUCCCCUCAACACAUACCGACACACAAACGGGCCCUCAUCGCACCUCUUCGGAAUAUAAUUAUUCUCACAACUCACCGCCGAUCGAUGAUUCUUCGCCAGGUCCGACACGGGGAUCUUCAUCC